Mercenaria mercenaria is the source of this 1999-nucleotide messenger RNA. RefSeq names its product carbohydrate sulfotransferase 14-like. The coding region runs from base 43 to 1086 and encodes 347 amino acids. The transcript is spliced from 2 exons. Gene Ontology annotation, biological process: carbohydrate biosynthetic process. Gene Ontology annotation, cellular component: membrane. Gene Ontology annotation, molecular function: sulfotransferase activity. NCBI's taxonomy places the organism in Eukaryota, Metazoa, Mollusca, Bivalvia, Venerida, Veneridae. The record is from RefSeq and is a predicted model, not a curated record.
UUUCUUUGUAUAUCUGCAGUACUAAAUUAUAUUGGAAUACGAAUGUUUAAAAGAGAAAGCCGAAUGAAACUUCCUCAAACUAAUAUAACAAUUGCUACUUCCAAAGUUCAACAGACAGUCAAGAAAAGCGUUCAACUGGAAAACGAAGGAGCUAGAUACAUAACAGAGAAAACAUCAAUGAAACAUCAUAGAACGCAAUAUAUUAACAAAGCAAUUGAUAACAGCGACGGUGAUAGGAGACCAAACGAAACCUAUUAUAACAGGAAGGACAUAGGAAGUGACUAUAUCAAAACUAUAUAUAGAACGCACACGUUGUUAAAUGACAAUGGACAAAAUCUUACUGCAAAACAACGUGCCAAGCUUGUUAGGGAAAGAUGUGAAAUAUUUUUAAAGGAAAACAAUGUAAGACUUUAUCCCGAUACAAAAUGUAAAUUUGAUAACCAAUUUAUGAUAAGUCGUCGUUACGACUUAGUAAUAUGCUAUAACUGUAAAGUGGCGUCUACAAACAUAAAACGCGUACUUUACGCUCUCGACCACAAUUUUACUGAUAUUAUCAACAGUGUUCCAGGACAAAUGGCAGCUUUAUAUGGUAAGCAGAGCAAGAGGAGGUUCCAGCAAAUUAUGUCUGAAAAGUGCCGUACUAAUAUAUUAUUUAUACGAGAACCACUAGAAAGGUUGCUCUCUGCAUAUAGGGAUAAACGGGCCUAUAGGAGUGCAUUUAAAAACCCGUCAUUUUCAUUUAGAGAGUAUUUACAAUUGAUUAUAAACGAAAAUAUGACUGAAAUGGACAGACAUAUUUAUCCAUAUUUUGAAAGGUGCCGGCCAUGUGAAAUGCAAUAUGACCUAAUUGGUCUCCUAAGCAAUUUUAACGAAGAUUUUGAAAUAGUGUUUCAAGAGAUCGGCGCCAGUGGAAAAGUUGAUAUGCCGAAAAAGAUGGCAAAGGGUUAUAAAUCUGAUUCAAGUGAUAAGUUGUUAAAACAGUAUUAUCAAAAAGUUCCAAAUAGUUUGAUUAACAAAUUAUGGUUAAAAUAUUACAAGGAUUAUUAUAUUUUUGGAUUUCCUUAUCCAGCACAUCUCUUGAAAUGAUAAAGUUGAAAGUGGUAAAUGUUUUUCUAAAGUUCUAAAUUUUAAAGAAAGGAUGAGACUGAGUUUUUUUGCUUUGGCCUUAUCACCGCUUGUCAACAGUAUUUCUGUUAUGCAGUGGUGGACAAUUCGCCUGACUAGUUUUGCUUUAUUCUGUACGUCUACUUACUUCAAACCCGCCCAAUUAGCUCAAUAGGGAAAGCGCAGAUCUACGGAUCACGGGGUCGUGAGUUCGAUCCCCUGACAGGUCGUAUGUUCUCCAUGACUGUUUGAUAAAAGGCAUUGUGUCUGAAUUCACUCGUCCUCCACCUCUGAUUCAUGUGGGGAAGUUGGCAGCUACAUGCGGAGAACAGGUAUAUACUGGUACAGGGUCCUGAAACACUGGUAAGGUUAACUGUCCGCCGUUACAAAACUGAAAUACUGUUAAAAAUGGCGAUAAACCCAAAACAAGCACACAAACCACUUACUUUAGCUAAUCAAGCCUCUUCUAAUUUACACAUAUGAAUCAGAAGUAGGGCACGAAUGAUUUUUGACUAAAAGCUAUUUAUCUUUCGACAAGGAAAAAAUACUUCCCGUCCAGGGAUCAAACUAACGACGAAGCAUUUCGUAUAUCUGCGCUCUCCUUAUUUAUCUAAGCAGGUGUUCAGAUUGCGAUUUAUUAAGUUAUUAUCUUACAUUUCAGUUUGACGAAAGUACAGUACGAGAAACGAAAUUAAAAUAUAAUAUGAGCUUAACAGCUGUUCUAACAUUUUAACAUGUUUAAUAUUACUAUACGUAUUGGCACUAAACCAUGCACAGUAUAAUUAUAUUAUCAGAUUAUGUAAAUGCACUAAUAACAUGAUUACCAGAAAGAACAUUCGGAUAGCAAACUUUAUUAUAUAUAUCAUUUAUCAGUUAUAACUGGUAAAUUAAAAUG